Pseudovirgaria hyperparasitica is the source of this 1218-nucleotide messenger RNA. RefSeq names its product PIG-P-domain-containing protein. Bases 1 to 1218 code for a protein of 405 amino acids. The record is from RefSeq and is a predicted model, not a curated record. NCBI's taxonomy places the organism in Eukaryota, Fungi, Ascomycota, Dothideomycetes, Acrospermales, Acrospermaceae. The transcript has a single exon.
AUGCCACCGCAAAGCAGAGGAUUGCAGGUGCCCGCAGGAUUCCAGUCAAAGUCAACGCCGAACCUCCCGACUCUCGCGUCGCUACGCCGAUCGAAACAUGUUACGACCACAGACUCUGAUACCGGCGCGUUGGCUGAAUCUCCAGAAAUCAUCUCAUCCUUAGAGUCCGCGUCACGCGAAGACGAUAUCGCAGACGAAGACUUACAGCAGUCGCCGAGUGGGAUUGCUCUCGAUCAAGAUGAGGACUUUUCGUCCGACGCUGAGGAUGCUGAUACCACAGCACCGCGACAGCGACCGCUCUACACGCACGCAUCGCGAUCAUUUUCUAGCCUGCCACCGCAGACAAAUUCUAGCAUGCUAUUUCCUCCAUUCUAUAAUCGACCGCCUGCUCCACUCCCAGAAUCUCCGACCUUGACCUCGCUGUUCAGGCCAUCGUUUUCCGCACAAGCCUCAAGACCUACGACACCCGAGUCGUCUGAUGUGGAACUUGGAGACACGGCUCCUUCGGGCGCAGCGACACCCGUCUCUACUACCACGACCACGGCCGAUAUUAAUACCUCUGCUCGCCUUGCGCCGCCCUCUGUCCCCCGAGCCUCACCCAAGGUGCCAACCUACGAAUACUAUGGGUUCGCGUUGUACCUCGCCUCGUCUGCAGCAUUCAUAAUGUACUUGCUUUGGUCAUACUUGCCUUCACCGUUUCUACAUCAAUUGGGCAUACAUUAUUAUCCAAACAGGUGGUGGGCGCUGGCGGUACCUUCAUGGCUCGUCGUCCUGAUCGUGUACAUCUACAUCGCGCUUGCAAGUUACAACACCCAAUAUCUCACGCUGCCAUUAUCGAGCUGCGAGAACCUGGUUGACGAAGCGGGAGCCGUUGCGUGCAUUGAUACAAGAUCAAGAAAGAUUGUCAAGAAUGGUGUCGUACCAGCUGGGUCUAGAAAGGGUUCGGCAAAUGCAGCGUCAAGCCCAGUAUCACCUACUGUAGGCAGGCGAGGAGGCGACCUCCGCACUAUGAGCAAUUUCGGUGUACAAACGACAUUCAUUGCUGGAUAUGACGUAGAUUGGCGUACUCUGUGGAGCAUUGGUACUGAUGGUGUGCUCGAUGUGCCUUUUGGGGGUGUCUGCGAGGUUCUCUAUGGUGACUACCGCAGUAGCGACAACGACGACAUUGCGAAUGAUGCUUUGAAUCACACACCUACGCGAAUGACUGAGAAUGGAUGA